Messenger RNA from Numida meleagris (helmeted guineafowl), 4264 nucleotides. It is a transcript of the gene ALDH18A1, whose product is annotated as aldehyde dehydrogenase 18 family member A1. Gene Ontology annotation, cellular component: mitochondrion; cytoplasm. Bases 1116 to 3524 code for a protein of 802 amino acids. NCBI's taxonomy places the organism in Eukaryota, Metazoa, Chordata, Aves, Galliformes, Numididae. Gene Ontology annotation, molecular function: glutamate 5-kinase activity; glutamate-5-semialdehyde dehydrogenase (NADP+) activity; ATP binding. The record is from RefSeq and is a predicted model, not a curated record. The transcript is spliced from 19 exons.
UUUUUUUUUUGGAAAACAGAUGUACUAAGAAUGCAAUUAUUCUGCAAUCACUCUCACCUAUAAUGCAAGAAAAUGCAUAGAAUGCAAAGAAAAAACCUAAAGGAGAUAAGAUCUUAAGUAUUACUAAAAGCUCCUUCCUAUGUUUCUGUUUUCUUCUGGCACAAAGUGAAUGUCUCAGUGUUAAAUAUGUGCCUGUUUUCAGCCCCUGUUUAUUGCUGUUGACCUUGUUGCGAAAGGGGAGGUGUCUGCCAUACUUCAUUGCCUUCUUUAUCUGGCUCAGCUUACGGUUCCACUGAGCCACUGUAGUAGGUUUACCCACCUGAAGAAACGACUGUAAUAAAAAUCCACAAGCAGGGUCCUGCGGCGCACUUCCCGAUUUCCUUCCAAGAUCACGUCUGAGACGCGGGCGGCACAACGCUCACUGGGACCCAGUGCUCCUGUAUCAGAGGAGCCUCGCACCUGGAAGUUUCACUGGAACACUUACUAACAUUAGCACAGCCUUCCGCCAGCGUGCACGGAGGUCUGAGUCCUUCCACCACCCUUACCGGACGGUCACGGGAAGCCAGAAGGUGACGUUACGCAGCGCCGGAGCGCGGCUGUCUUUUAUCCUCAGACAUCCAGUGAGAUGGAACUUGAGGCGGCCCGUUCAGCCGGGCGGAGCCGCGGCCGGCGGCGAGCAGCCCCGCGCUGUGGCAGGAGGUCGGCUGGCUGCCGCGCGCCGCCGCGCUCUGCGGAAGUGGUGCCGCUGCCUUCCUGCCGCCGCCGCUCCCAGCUGGCUCCGGCAGCAACUCGGCGUAGAGCCGGAACGAAACGGAGACCGCUGUCGGCGGAGCGGGUGGAGCUCAGCUGGCUUCACGCUGCCGCGGUCGCUCUCAGUUGUACCGGAACGCUCCUUCCGCCGGGGGCUCGCCCCGCGGGGCGCUCACCCGCCCGAACGCGUCUUCUGCCGGAGCAUCGCUGGCUGGAGCCCGGCCAGGAUUGGCUAUCAGUGUAUCUCUGAUAGAAAUGGAAUGCCUUCUUUAAUCUCCUCAGCAACAAAAGAAGAGGAAAACACAUCGUUCUGAGGACAGAACAAAAAAGGAGAGGUAUCCUUGAUUUGCAGAAGGCAUCUCAAAAUGUCGUGUCGAGCUGCUCUGAGCCCUCUUGUUCGUUCCCCUGGAUGGUGCUUAGUGUUAUCGCCACAAGCCAUCGCAGCCAUUUCCCGUUUCUAUCUCCCUCACCAUACCCAGAGUUUAAGGAAUGAAUCCAUCCGUUAUUGGAGCAACAUCCCAUUUAUCACCAUGCCGCUCAGCCGUGCACAUGGCAAAUCAUUUGCACACCGCAGUGAGCUGAAGCACGCAAAGCGGAUUGUAGUGAAGCUGGGCAGUGCUGUUGUGACAAGAGGGGAUGAAUGUGGCUUGGCUCUUGGGAGGCUGGCAUCUAUUGUGGAGCAGGUGUCAAUGCUGCAGAAUCAGGGCCGAGAGAUGAUGAUUGUCACCAGUGGUGCUGUAGCUUUUGGAAAACAGCGAUUGCGUCAUGAGAUCUUGCUUUCUCAGAGUGUGAGGCAAGCACUUCAUUCAGGCCAAAGUCAGCUAAAAGAUAUGGCUAUUCCAGUCUUGGAGGCCCGAGCAUGUGCAGCAGCUGGCCAGAGUGGACUGAUGGCCUUAUAUGAAGCCAUGUUUACACAGUACAGCAUCUGUGCAGCUCAGAUUUUAGUCACCAAUCUGGAUUUCCAUGAUGAACAGAAGCGUCGGAACUUAAAUGGAACACUACACGAACUUUUAAGAAUGAAUAUUGUCCCUAUAAUUAACACUAAUGAUGCUGUCGUUCCACCUCCAGAACCGAACAGUGAUCUACAGGGGGUAAAUGUGAUUAGCGUGAAGGAUAAUGACAGUCUGGCAGCACGUCUGGCUGUCGAAAUGAAGACCGAUCUCCUUAUUGUUCUUUCAGAUGUAGAAGGACUCUUUGACAGCCCUCCAGGAUCUGAUGAUGCGAAGCUCAUUGACAUAUUCUACCCAGGAGACCAACAGUCUGUGACAUUUGGAACCAAAUCUCGUGUGGGAAUGGGAGGCAUGGAAGCCAAGGUGAAAGCAGCUCUGUGGGCCCUCCAAGGAGGCACUUCUGUAGUGAUUGCAAAUGGAACUCACCCAAAGAUCUCUGGUCAUGUCAUCACAGAUAUUGUGGAAGGGAAAAAAGUUGGAACUUUUUUUUCAGAGGUAAAGCCUGCAGGCCCUACAGUAGAGCAGCAAGGUGAAAUGUCUCGAGCUGGUGGCAGGACCCUGGCAGCUCUGCAGCCUGAGCAGAGAGCAGAGAUUAUUUAUCGUCUUGCUGACUUACUAACUGAUCAAAGAGAAGAAAUUCUCUUGGCAAACAAGAAGGACUUAGAAGAAGCGGAAAAUAAAGGGAGACUGGCUCUUCCUUUAUUGAAACGUCUAAGUCUAUCUACAUCAAAGCUGAACAGCUUGGCUAUUGGACUACGUCAGAUUGCAGCAUCCUCACAGGACAGUGUCGGCCGCAUAAUUCGGAGAACAAGAAUAGCAAAAGACCUGGAGUUGGAGCAGGUGACAGUGCCUAUUGGGGUUCUUCUCGUGAUUUUUGAGUCCCGUCCUGACUGUCUCCCACAGGUGUCUGCUUUGGCUAUUGCUAGUGGAAAUGGUUUGCUACUUAAAGGAGGGAAAGAGGCAGCUUAUAGCAAUCAAAUCCUUCAUCAUCUGACACAAGAAGCGCUUUCCAUUCAUGGAGUCAAAGAUGCAGUGCAACUGGUGAAUACAAGAGAGGAAGUAGAAGAUCUCUGCCGUUUGGAUAAGCUGAUAGAUCUAAUCAUUCCACGUGGUUCAUCCCAGCUAGUCAGAAAUAUACAGAAAGCUGCAAAGGGAAUCCCUGUGAUGGGACACAGCGAAGGAAUCUGUCAUGUGUAUGUGGACACGGAUGCCAGUGUUGAAAAGGUCACGCGAAUAAUCAGAGACUCCAAGUGUGAAUAUCCUGCUGCCUGUAAUGCUCUGGAAACACUGUUAAUUCAUCGAGACUUGCUGAGAACCCCGUUGUUUGAUCAGAUCAUAGACAUGUUGAGAGUAGAACAGGUGAAGAUUCACGCUGGCCCAAAGUUUGCCUCUUACUUGACAUUCAGCCCCUCAGAAGUGAAAUCUCUCCGCACUGAAUAUGGGGACCUGGAGUGCUGCAUUGAGGUUGUGGACAGUGUCCAAGAGGCUGUUGAACAUAUCCACAAGUAUGGAAGUUCUCACACAGAUGUUAUCAUCACAGAAAAUGAGAAAACAGCAGAGUUCUUCCUCCAGCAUGUGGACAGCGCUUGUGUUUUCUGGAAUGCCAGUACCCGAUUCUCUGAUGGAUAUAGAUUUGGACUUGGUGCUGAAGUUGGAAUUAGUACUUCUCGUAUCCAUGCACGUGGACCAGUAGGAAUUGAAGGACUCCUAACUACAAAGUGGUUGCUGAGAGGGGACAAUCAUGUUGUUUCUGACUUCUCAGAGCAUGGCAGCAUGAAGUAUCUUCAUGAGAGCCUCCCUCUCCCUCACAGAAAUACCAGCUAAGAACACUGGGGAAGAAAGCCAGGGAUAAAAUGUUUACUGAAGAUGUUCAGGCUCCAGUGUGUUCUUGGAGGAGAGAGAUUGGUUUUUCAUCUUCAUGUUCUUAAUCCUUGUCCAGUACAUGGAAUACAUUGUGAUCCUAUCUGUGACAUAAUUCAUUUGUUGCUGCCUCUUGCUAUUUCCUUUGAUAGUAUCUGCAAAUAGACCUUGUUUGUCCCAGAGAGACUUCUUCAAAACAUACACAUACCAUAAGGAAAAGUUCAAAUGUCUGCUGCAUUCUUUUCACCCCGUUGUUCCCUCCGGCAAGUAUGCGUGGUGGUGGAGCAUACAUUUUUUACCUAGGCCUUUGUUUAGUUAAAACAUCUGUUUUGUUGAACAAACUUGGUAGCUUUUCUUCAGUCAUUGGAUCAUGGCAGCUCUUGAAAGCUCUAAAGCUUUCAUGAUUAUUUUCUUCGUAUUUGAUCACACUGUGAUUACUAUGCAUUUGGAACAUAUCUUUCACUAAUGUUUUGACCAAGCAAUCUUUUAUAUCUAAUUUUGUCAUAUUGUUGUAUUGUUGACAGUUGUAGGUAUCUAACACAAUGGUAUACAAUGUGAAUUUUGUUACCUAUUUGUACCAGAUGUUUAUUUCUCAUUGGUUUUAUAUGAAACAAUCCCUCUAACCCCAUCACCUAGACAUAAUGCAACUUUGAAGUUUAGAAAAAAAAUAUCCUUGAAUAAAAGCUUCUCCUUAUGUACUGAAA